This is a messenger RNA of Hylaeus anthracinus, 11784 nucleotides long. RefSeq names its product chondroitin sulfate proteoglycan 4 (gene kon). The record is from RefSeq and is a predicted model, not a curated record. The transcript is spliced from 15 exons. The coding region runs from base 1581 to 8642 and encodes 2353 amino acids. NCBI's taxonomy places the organism in Eukaryota, Metazoa, Arthropoda, Insecta, Hymenoptera, Colletidae.
CAGAAAAAGACGCGGGAGAGUGCGCGAGAGGAAGAGAGAGGAUCGAGAAGAGUGCACGGAGCGCAGGGGGCGGGCGGGGGCCGACCCUGCGCGCAGCUUCCCCAGUACACCCCGAAGAUUCAGUCGUCGUGCGGCAGAGGACCGAGGAACGCCCGGUCGAAACACGCUGCUCCUCGCUUUGGACCCUCGUCGUCUCUUUUCCCACCCUCCCCAGUGUCUCCCUCUCCGUCGGUCGGACGCACGCUCGUUUCAUCCCCUCGGUACGUGGUGCGUGGCCACUGCCAGUGAAAACGAAGCUGCGAGAGCUCUGUGUGUCGUCGACGUCCCGGUGCACGGAGGGAAGCUGCUAACUCGACCACGGUAAAAUCACGGAACGGGUGACCCUAACGCAGCCUCGAAAGCCCGGUAGUUCGAUGUCGGAGUGCAUGGCGACCUGGGCCUCUUCGUCGUGUGUAUACCCGCCGUACUCGCGACGUAUCCGAACCUCGACGCCGGUCGAGGCUCGCCAGCCACCCUCGACUCUUUACCUGCGCCUACACCGCUGUCACCGUUCCUCCCUCGUUCCCGUCGCGGCGAAGGGUGGGUAGAACGAUAUACUGCCGGCCGCGUACCUCGUCGCAGUGGUGGUUUGUGCUGGUGGUGGUGCGGUGGUGCGGUGGUGGUGUUGCUCGUGGGUAGUGACGGUUUAAAUUUCAGCCGCGUGCUCGGGUUCGCGUACGUGAGAGCCAUUACACGGAUCCUCGGUCCUCGUUGACCGGCUGCAGCCUCGAGGACGCGAGUUUCCAUCGCGAGCGACCGUGUUUUCUUUCACCCCCGUGGUGCGCGACGCGACGGACGAGGACACGUCGUCCGUUCUUCCCAAGAGAAUCCCCCAGAAUCUACCACCGUAUGGAUUCUCGCGUGCGUGUACGUACGCUCCUCCUCGUCAAGAUCCCCCGUCCCUGCGACUGUGUGCGUCUUCGUAAGGGCGAUCUGCGUGCCAGGCUUCGAUCGAGCCGACUGAAAACCGAGAAACGAGAAGAGUACGCGCACGAUGCCAGCCGGAGACGAUCCGAAGGGUAGAACGCAGCCUGGAGCUAGUGGAACGUCAUCAACGUCGUCGUCGUCGUCGUCGUCGUCGUCGUCGUCGUUGUCGUCGGACCGAUACUCACGAGACGAGUGGUGGUGAAUGUUGACUAAAACGACGAUCGAGAAACCGGCGCGGAGAGCAACGCGAGCCACGUCGACCGCUUGACUCAUCGACGUCGACAGGACCCGGGGCACGGAUUCGAUCAUCGUUCGCAACGAGCUUCGACGUUGUGCGUGACGAACGACGCCGGGGGAAACGUACGGGAAAAGUACACGGCCGCCAGUCUUAACCCGUAAAUAGCCGGUUUCGUAAUUCCCGUCACGUGGAGCCGAUAUCCCUUAAGUGUCGUUGUGUAUACGUUCCUGCGCCGUAAACUUUUCCAACGUCGCGCGAAUCCUAGACGGAAAGAGCAACGACGACGACGUGAAACGCCGCGCGAGAGGCGACGCGACGCGUCCUCGAGGGAAACCAGGAGGGAACGGUUGAAGGAAGACGUUCGAGGAGGAGCCUAAUGUUUCUCAACGACAUGGGGCUGUUAAUGUUCUUAGCAGUAACGGCGUCCCUUUUGGGCUACUGCCAAACGGAUGAAAAAGUGUCAUUUUACGGGGCCAGCUACAUUCAUCUUCCGGUCCAGGAAGCCAAGGGUGCGACCGACAUCAGCUUCCGGUUCCGAACCCAUCUCGCGGACGCGAUGCUGCUAUUGGCCGCUGGCAAGACGGAUUACUGCCUGAUCAAACUCGAAGCCGGCAGAUUGAAGGUUCACAUCAAUCUGGGCGCAGGUGAAAGCGAGAUGGCCAGCACCCGCGGGCUGACCCUGAACGACCUGAGCUGGCACGAGGUCAACCUGACCAGACGGGACGCUAACAUCACGCUGCAGAUCGACGUAAUACACACGACGAGAGCACUUCUGCCUGGACAUUUCUUUGAGCUCAACAUACACUACGGCGUCUUCAUCGGUGGGCAGGGUGACUUCAACGAGCUAUUUCUAGGUCACACGGAUUACUUGCGGGGCUGCAUGGCCGACAUAAUCUACAACGGCGCCAGAGUAAUAGAACACGCGAAGUCGAGGAAGGGCCAGUCGGAGGCCACGGCCGUAACGUGGGGCUGCUCGCCGGAAUUCGACGCCACCAGGAGCACGGAAGUCAGCUUCGUGGAGGACGGCGCGUUCACGGCGAUCCCGAGGCCCAUUCCGCGCUCAGGCUCGAGAUGGGAGUUCGAGCUGAAGACCGGAGCUGAGACCGGUCUGCUUCUCUACAACACCGGGCAAUCAUCGUACGCCGAUUACCUCGGGAUCGAGUUGUUCGAGGGUAAAAUUCGUCUUCUGAUGAACAAAGGGAACGGACCGACGGAGUUGAUACACGGCACGCCGGUGGCGGACGGCAAAUGGCAUCGCGUGGUCGUUGAUUUCAAUCCGAGCGGAAUCGGGAUCGCCGUGGACCGACAGGAAAAAACGAUCACGUUGCCGUCGGGCGGAAAUCGUUACCUCGACCUGGCGGACACCCUCUACGUGGGCGGCACGGAGCUGAACAAACGCGCCAAAGCGUUAGGGAAAGGCCUCAAGUCCGGGGACGUCAGCUACAAGGGUUGCCUGCGAAACAUGCUGCUGGACAACAAGAAACUCGGUCUGCCCGACGUCAAGAUCAGCCAGGGCAUCGUGGUCGGCUGUGUUUGGGGAUAUCCGUGCAUCGAGGCUGUCCCCUGCGUUUCUGCCGCAAUUUGCUCCCAGCUGGGCGUUAGCUCGUUCAAGUGCGACUGCGACCAACCGUUGUGCAUCGAGCCGAACUACGUCGCGGAUUACAAGGUUUAUUCGAAGAUGAAUUUACCCGUGAACCUGGAGAUCCUCUCGCUGAGUCCUCUGGUGGUAUCCGAGGGGAAACACGUACUGGUGACGAGUGAUAACAUUGCCAUGGUGUUAGACAUCGCUAAAUACGGGGUGGAAGAGGACGGUGUUAUCUUCACCUUGGUAACACCGCCCACCUAUGGAACCUUAAUCCUGAAUCUCUUGACGACCAGAACCGAGCAUUCCUUCACUCUCCAAGACGUUAAUCGCGAUAAGAUUCAAUACGCGCACGACGGCAGCGAAACCACAGAGGACAGUAUGAUCAUGGAAGUGACACUGGUGCCAGGAACCGGUUACACGUUGCCUGGCUACCUCCAAGGACGACUAAGGUUUCCGCUUCACGUCAACGUGACGCCCGUUAAUGAUCCGCCAUUGCUCGACAUAUCGACCGCGAAAGUGCUGCGUCUGGCUCAAGGCACAAGGAAAAUUUUGACGAAAGAGUUGAUAUGGGCUAUCGACGCCGACACGCCAUCGGACAUGUUGGUUUACACGGUCUUGCAUACCGGACGGUCUUACGAUGCAGACGCCGGCUACGUCGAGAGGGUGACUUAUCCGUCGCGGCCCAUCGACACGUUUACCCAGGCGGAAUUAACGCAAGGAUUAAUUGCCUACGUGCACCGUGGAAACGCGAAGCCGAACGCGAAACUGGACCUCCAGGUCAGCGACGGGAUAGAAAGGAGCAAGCCGGCGAGCUUGAGGGUAGCGGCCCAUCCCUUGGAGAUCAAGCUAAUGCACAACACGGGUCUGGUCGUAGUGCACCGAUCCUUCUCGUAUCUGACACCUGCGAACCUAUCCUUCGCCACCAACUCCGACGACAACACUAUCGACAUAUGUUACGACGUCGUCUCGCCGCCCCAAUACGGCGCUAUUCAGAAGCUGAAGGACGUCUCCGGCAGCUGGACGAACGUGGAUCGUUUCACGAGCAAGGACGUAGAGCUGAACACCGUCCGCUACCUCCACAACGAGGGUAGCCCCAAUCAGGACGAGUUCAAAUUUCAAGUAAGCGUCAGGGAAGUCAGGACAUCGCACACCUACGACUUUCGUGUCACCUUCAUCGAUCUCGAGCUGAAGCAAACCAAGAAGGUGCCCGUUAAUUUCACCAACGUCGCCGAGGUGGCAGUCACCGGACAAAACCUCAGAUACCAAACGAACCCGCUGGUGACCGCGUUCAACAAGAUCGUCUUCACCGUGAAGACGGGGCCACGGUACGGUAACCUGUUCCUGUCGAGUCAGAGACUGAACGUCGGGGACCAGUUCACUCAGGAAGACGUCGACUCCGGCAGGCUCAAGUAUCGUCUGUUCAAAAGGGCCUACUCAACGAUCGUCGACGAGUUCGGUUUCAAAGUGAGCGCGCCGCAGUGCGUCGAUUUGCACACAAGCCUAAGGCUCAGGCACUACCUCAGCAAGAACGUAAAGCCAUUGGACAGUUUGGAGGUGCUCCAAGUGGACGAAGGCUCGAGGGAACUGGUGAGAAUUCAAAAGACGAAUCUAAAGGACUACGGGGUCGCUUCGUUGAUGUACAAUCUGACGAUGGAACCUCGCCACGGCUGGUUGACCGUCACGAACAACUCAAAGGCUCACACGCGAAACGACACCCUCUACUUUUCGUCCGAGGAGCUGGCCUCGCACAGGGUCUACUACGUUCACGACGACUCGGAGACGCGGAAGGAUUCGUUCCAGUUCGUGGCCGUGGCCGUGGACGCUGUAGACUUCAUGUACGUCGGUAUAUUUCGCGUCGAGGUGACGAUGAAGAACGACAACGCGCCGGAACGCGUGGUGAAUAGGGUGUUCCACGUUGUAUCGAAAGGCGAGAGGUUGCUCACCAGCAAGGACCUGGCGUACAUGGACAAGGACGUCGACACCAAGCCCAGCGAGCUGAUCUACACGAGACGAGACACUCAGAGGUACGAGAUCUACAGGGUGUCCAAUCCCUCGGUGCAGAUCCACGAGUUCAGUCAGCAGGACAUCGAUGACGGACAGAUACUGUUCAAGCACCAGGGCGAGGAUCACGGCAAGUUCGAGUUCGGCGUCACCGAUGGACAUUUUUACACGGCUGGCGUCCUAGAGGUUCAGGCCAGUUCGCCUUACGUGAGGCUGAAGGAGAGCAAUGGGUCCGUGGUGCAGUUCAAUCGAUCGGUGACCCUCGGCCCGGACGAGCUGGACAUAGAAACGAACGUGUACACGACUGAGAAGAACAUCAAGUACGUGGUGCUGGAGAAACCGAAACACGGGAUACUGCUUAAACACGGCAACGAAGCGAACACCUUCACCGAGGAGGACCUGCGACACGGUAUAAUGGCGUACAAACAUCUGGGUGGGUCGUUGGUGAAGGACGACUUCAAGUUCAAGGUGUCGACGAAAGGCGCCGAAACGGACGGCGUCUUUCCGAUCAAGAUCUACCCUGAAAGCUACUGGCAACCCCUGAUCGUUCAGAAUAAUAAAACGGUGUUCGUAGAAGAGGCGACGAGCGUCCUGUUGAACAGAAAGAGCUUCGAAAUCAUGCAUCCCAAGAUACCAGACUCCGAAAUAGUUUACUUCCUGAAGGAGUGGCCGCAGAACGGGUACUUGGAGCUGCAGACUCACGACGAGCACAGCGACGAAACUCGAGAGGACUACAUUGGUAACGCAGUCAAGUCGUUCGACCAGAAGAUGGUGAACGAGGGGAGAGUUUUCUACGUGCAGUCGGUGAUAAACCAGACCAACGACAAGUUCGUCGUCGACGCGACGAACGGGAUAACGUGGCUGCGCGACCUGAGCGUGAACUUCGUGAUCGUCCCAGAGAAGCUGUACGUCGAGGCGAAAGGUCUCGUCGUGGUCGAAGGGAAGAGUGCCACGCUACACGAGAAGAACUUCUCGAUCCUCACUCCCUACUACUCUGGCAAGGUGACGGACUAUCGGGUCACCGAGAAACCGAGGCACGGUACCGUUCUAGAUACAACGAAGAACGCUCCAGUGAAGAAAUUCUCGCAGAAACACCUAAUCGCGAACAUAAUAUCGUACAAGCAUAACGGCGACGAGACCUCCAAAGACUCGUUCAAGAUGGUCCUUGUCGCGGGGGACAAAGCCAGCGAGCCCUUCGACGUUUGGGUGACGGUGGAACCCGUUAACGACGAGCUGUCUGUGCUGGUCAACAGGACAAAAUUAACAGUCUGGCAGGGUGGUUCGAUCGUCUUGACCCCAGAUAGUCUGGCAGCCGUUGAUAACGACACGACAGCGCGGGAGUUGACGUUCAACGUCACCGGAGUUAGAAACGGAUUUAUAUCAACCACGUCCUCUCCGGAGGUGGACGUUUACAAUUUCACCCAGGAACAGAUUGACCAGUCGAAGAUCAUUUUCACACACACGAAUGGAUCCGAUGCUGAGUUCAAUUUCGUUCUAAACGACGGGGUGCACACGUCCGAGCCUUACACGAUAUCGGUAGCCACCAAGCCGAUUCGAUUGUCCAUUGAACACAACGCCGCGUUGAACGUCUUCCCGCUAACUAGAAAACUGAUAUCGGAUAAGUUGUUGAUGACCAAGUGCUCGGACCAAGCGCGAGAAAUUAAGUACACGGUGCGCAACGGGCCGCAUCUAGGAAAAAUAAUCAUGGAGACGAGCGAGGGCGCGUGGCUGAAUGUCGACCGAUUCUCCCAACGAGAUAUCAACGGGAGCAAAGUAUUCUACGAGCACACUAAACAGUUCAUGGACUUGGCCGCCAACGAUUCGUUCACGUUCGACGUGGAAGCGCACUUCGCGGAAUCCUUGACCAACCAGGUGUUUCAGAUAGACAUCUCCGUGUCCAGUGGCGGUCUUGACAGGUACAUCUCCGCGAAGAACGUGAGAGUCGAGGAAGGAGGCUCCGCUCAAGUGAUCAUGAACAUCAGUGGAAUCGUGUCGUUCCUCCAAACCCACGCUGGCAUCGAGAACCCGGCCGUGCUCUCGAGACUGGUCAGCCAACCCAGUCACGGUCACGUAAUGAUCGUUCCAGACUUGAACGUGACCACGUUCUCUCAGCCUCAGAUCGAGGGUGGAAAGAUCGCGUAUUACCACGAUCACUCGGAUACUUUGGAAGAUCGUAUCUACUUCUCCCUUUACCUGACGCCUGGUCAUAUCCUCCUGUGCAACACCAGCGUGUCGGUGAUCGUCGAGCCUGUAAACGACGAGCCAUUCAAGCUGACCACGAAGGAUCCGUCCAUCACGGUGGUGCAGAAUCAGAAUCAAACGAUAGCGAGGGAAAAUCUGUUGACGAACGACCCUGACACUCCACCGGAAGAGAUAGUGUACGACGUGAUAUCGGGGCCUACUUACGGCCGUCUGUUACUGCUGCCCUUCAACGAGAACAUCUCGGAGGUGCGUCAAGUGAACAAGUUCACUCAGCACGACGUCGACUCGAACCGACUGGUAUACGAGCACAACGGACCCCUUCAGACAGCCUCGUUCUACUUCCGCGUAUGGGACGGUCGUUUCAACCCGACGUACAAGGUCUUCAACGUCUACGUUUUACCGAUCAGGUUGAACGUCACCGUUCCCGGGCCGGUGAACUUGCAGCAAGGCUCGAACGUCGCACUGAUAUCCGAGAGCACCGUGAAUCUCGACACGAACGCCAGACAGGACCUGGUAGUCUACGAAAUCACUAGCAAGCCAAAGUACGGUGUGCUGUACGUGAGGGACGGGGCGUCCGCCAGUUUCAAGCAGACCGACCUGUUGUCCAAGAGCGUGAUGUUCAUGCAAACGGACAUGACCGUGUCGAACGACAGCCUCGAGCUCACCGCCCGGUUGAGCGGGUUCGAGCAAAAGCACAUAAGAAUCGAGAUCAGAGUGGUGCCGCUGAUGAUCAUGAAUCCCAUGAUCGCUUUAGCCGGGGAGAAGACUCGAAUAACUCUGAAGCACAUGGACGCCACCCCGCUGGCGAAGCUGACCAACAGCAACCCCGUGUACACCGUCGCCAGGAAACCAAGGUUCGGUAGGGUGAAGAGGAUCAUCAGAAGCUCGUCGUCGUCUGGCGAGAAACGGGGAACCAGGGAGAAGGAGGUGGUCAGGUUCUCCCAUCAGGAAGUGGUUUCAGGUGUGAUCUACAUGGUGUGCAAAAAAAUUUCGACGUUGGAGUACGAAGGCGUCGUCGACAGUUUCGCGUUCGUCCUGGCUGCCUCGAUCUUCCAGCCAGCCGUGGGCGAAUUCGAGUUCCGCGUGAAACUGGACAUGGACGAGAACAACACCACUUUGGGGGGCCCGAUGGACCCCGUGGGUCACGAGGGUGAAAUGGCGAUCGCGCCGAACAUGAGCAACGACUACUUGCCACUUCUCGGUAUGCUUCUCGGCGUGUUCCUGCUCGGGGUGCUCGUGAUCGUCACCAUCAGGUGCAGGCACAACAGGUACAAGCACGCCGAGGAGGAGAAACCGGAAACCACGCCAGCGGUAGGCGUGAUGCCUCUUCCUAGACCACCCGAUCACUUGAUGCCAGCGACACCCCAUUUGAAACGCUUCGCGAACGAUCACAACAGCGUGGCCGCUAGUACACCGUUGCCCGUGUUACCUACGAUGACGUCGACCCUACCUCAAUGCAAAGUGAUACCUCUGAGCCCUCUGGAAAGCAUCACGGGCUCGGAAGUGGACGUUUCGGCCAGGUAUCCUUACGGCGUCGCGGACGGCGACGAAUGGAGCAGCUUCGACACGUCGGCGGAUCUACCCUGCCAGUCAGCCACCGCCCAGAGGGCCAACAAUCCCAUGCUGAGAAGAAAUCAAUACUGGGUCUAGCAGAAGGAAGGCUGUUCGCGUUUCACGCGAAUCAAGCCGUAACACAUACUCCAAUUCUGAAAGACUGUACUUUUAUUACGAACUACUUCGAGACUGGUCGUCGAUCGCUAUGGUUCUAAUGUGCCUAAUGAGCAGUGGACUCUGCGAACGCGAGGGUAUACCAAAAACCCCUCGAGUUUAUAACGGAACCUUGACGGAAACUCUUUCUCCCGGCGCGCCGUGUGCUGAUACGGACACCUUUACAUAAAAUGUGCCAAACAUUUUAUACUACUCGCGAGGUAUCGUCGAGAUCGAACGCUGUCGAGUCGAGGAUCGGAGUUUCCAUCAAAUCUCUUCGUUUUCUUUCUUUUUGUACGUCAUAGACUCCGCCUGGAACACUAACUACACACACGCAUGAAAUUAAUAAUAACAUACGUACAGCGAGAAGCGUAACCGAACCAAUAAUAGAACGUUUCGUAAAAACGAUCGUUUAUCGUCGUACGCCGGAGGUGAUAAUAGAAAUAAACGUAACUAAUGUACCCGCUAGCGAUCGUCGUUAUUUAAUAUUUCUAGAGAUCUUUCGAAUGUAAAACAGCGUUGAUACGUAUCGAUAUACUUUCUAUAAAAUUGAAAUAAAUUUAUAUCUAUGUACAUACAUAAGUUUGUUAUUUCUUACAUUGUUCUUCGUAACUCGAUGUGCAGUAAACCGAAUGCUGUAGCUCUAUUAAAAAAUUCACGCGUAAAGAGCUCUCGGGGGAUGUAGAAGAUUUAGUGGAAAUUGUAUUAUUCCAAUUGUUUAUUGUUCGCGAAGAUAGACGAUAUUUUCUAAGAAACGUACGGUUAUCGGUUCCUGUAUGUUCAUCGCUGUACGUUUUACGUGAUCUAUAACGAAGUAUAUCGCGGUGUCUCGCGACUAUAGUCUCGCGUACUAUAGUCUCCUCGUGAAAUUAGGGGGAACUACAGUCGAAACGAAAUCAAAAUCACUUUCUCGACCGUGAAUCGCGCCAUGCGCGUCUCCUACUUACCUGAAGAACCGACAGAUGGCGCACGGAUGCACCGGUGGUUUGUUUUGUAUUUUUAUAGCGCUUAUAAAGCUACUUUAUUCGUCCGCAUCUAUUUUUCUGAUACUUUUUCUUAAAAGAGACCUCUUUUUCCUUUACCAUCUUAUUUUUUCCAUUACUUAUCUCACGCCACAGGCUUUCGAUACUUUUUAUAUUUAGCCAUACCUCGAAAAACUGGGCCGGACGUCCGGAAUUCGAACCCGUGAUAAUCCGCCCCCGCACGGAUGCAGCGAUGUCCUUGGCGAACUAGUCUUCGCACUUUAAUCAAAAAAUUCAAUAAAUAACCAUUUGAUCUCGUUCCGACUUUAGUCUCGCUAAAUACAAAGGGAUACAAAGUCAAAGACUAUCGUCGCUAUUACGGAUCGAAUGUGCCUAAAGAGAUUACCGAGUCUUGUAAGAGUAUUCGCCACGAGGCCUGCACGACGUCGACUUUUACGAUAUCUUUCCUCUUGGUUAGACGUCGACUUGAAACGAUCUUCUGACCACAUCGAUCGGUAUGUUUCCACUCCUUCGGUAUUCCAUAAUGGUACAUCUCGCACGAUCCAACGAUUCAUUAUAAACGAGGGCCAACGUCAUACACGGAGAUCGCUUGGGUAACGAAAGUAUUCGGACAAUGAAUUCAAUUGCCAAGACGACGAUAUUCUUUUCUCAAAUUCUUGCCAACCUAGAAAUACGACAAAUAUUUUCUUAUACCCUGUACAUAGUGUAUAGAUUAUCGUUUCUUUUUAAUACCGAAUAAUUUCUUAAGGCAUACAUCGAUCACCGUUACCUUCGAUGCAGUAAUUUCCAAACUUUCUGAAAGGCGCACCCUUCCUCUCCCUCGUUAUUAUGUUUACUAUCCGUAACACAAAAUUUAUGUAACAUAGAUGCAUCGCUUUCUCGUACUAAAAACUGAAAGAUGGGAACAUUUAUUGAUACAAGAGAAACGUAUUCCUGUAGUUUUUAAGCUCCAACGAUAAAUGUAUCGAACUGUAUUUUCUUUCCUACCCCUUCUUAGAUCACACAGUCUCCCCUCUCGCCAGAAAACGCUGCCCCCGGUUUGGAAAACACUGCUUGAAUCUUUACCGAGACGUAACGUUCGCAAACUAAUCGAACGAAUUCUAGGUCAUCGUGAAUUAUAUCGUGGAUGCCUCCGCACGAAUAACAAGAAGGAACUUGCAUCCACGGAGAUACAAUAUCUCUAUGGUUGUAUCGCGUAGGAACGAUUGCAACAAUUGAAUAAAUUAGUAAACGACGAAUCGAAACGUACGUCACUGUCCGAGCGUUUCCGUUACUCGCACGAACUCGAGAAGAAUGCCGAGAGUGUUUGCAAACAGUAUCGGGCGCCAAAUACUAUACAUAGUUACCUAAACAUUUGUAUAAAGUGACUACAAAGAGAACUGAGUAUUUCAGAUUUAUAUACACACAUACGUAACACACGAGAACUGUAUAGAAAUUAUCAGCGACUUUUAUAAUUGCGUAAACGUGGGUGUUUGGUGCAUGCGGUACAACAAGGAACACUUCGAGUUUCGCACAUAUCUUUUUACACCUUUCCCGCGUGUUUCUACUGACUCGCGUCGUACCAGCAUCGACCUAUCGAAUUCUCUUUAAAUUUCGACGAGCCCGCCGAACUCUACUGAUAUGCUACAGUUCAGUGGGCGAGCCUAAUCUGCGUUCGUUUCCGUUACGCGAUUCUUAUCCGUCGGACUGAAAAAUUAUUCACAAGUCCCAGCGAAGAUGUACAUAACCGCAUGCGUAUGCUCGUUCGUGAUUUCCGUUGAAGAACUUGAAUCGAGGAUGCCAAAAAUGACUCUGUACGCACUCGUCGAGCUGCGUGCUUCUUUUUCAACAUGCUUGUUACGCGCGACGUUGCCUUUCGCUUAUCAGAAACCAGAGAUGGGCAAAAUUCUUCUCCGCGGUUCGUUCACGAGGGAGAUAAAAAACGAGGCAAACAGUCCAUGUAACUGCGACAGGCCUGGAACGAUCUAUACAAGUUAUCCAUUUACAAAUAGUAACGAUUUAACAAAUCUACGUGCGCUAUAUCAACAAGAGAGAACAAAUAAAGUAUCCGGCAUCGUAACCUCAGAACCAACGAGAUCUUCUCCGUGAACGGAUAGUAGACA